AGCCACGCACACCACGCCCAAUCGGCCGUCCCAGGAUUGGGCCACGCCAAAUCGGCAACCAGCAGGCUGGGCGUGGCGUGACAGAGCUGGCGGGUAGCGUUACGUGGCGGGGCUGCAGUGUGGAUUCGCCCCUCAGCCCUUCUGGAUUAAUUGGUGUGCUGUAGAUUAUGAAGCAAAGGGUAAAACAGCAGAGUUUCGGGCUGACUUUAAUGAAUCAACAAGUAUUUGCCUAUUGAGUUUAGAUCAUUCGUCCAUUCCAGAAGUAUCUACUCACGGCUCUGGGGGAAAGGUCCCCAGAGGUGUCUCUGUUAACAGUUCAGCGUGUAUCCAUCCUGACUCCUCCAGUGAAUGCAGAAACUUAUCCCAACAAGACAACAUGGCUCCCAAGAAGCCUGAGCCUAAGAAGGAGGCGGCCAAGCCAGCUCCAGCUCCAGCCCCUGCACCAGCCCCUGCCCUAGCUCCUGAGGCUCCCAAGGAACCUGCCUUUGACCCCAAGAGUGUAAAGAUAGACUUCACUGCCGACCAGAUUGAAGGUGAGUAUGGACAACCCCACCUCUCCGUCUAUUUUGCACUUUCCUGGAGGAGGAGGAGGAGGAGGAGGAAGAAGAGGAGGAGUAGUUGUUCUCAUGAGUUCAAAGAGGCCUUUUCAUUGUUUGACCGGACCCCGACUGGAGAGAUGAAGAUCACCUACGGCCAGUGCGGGGAUGUACUGCGGGCCCUGGGCCAGAACCCUACCAAUGCCGAGGUGCUGCGCGUGCUGGGCAAGCCCAAGCCCGAAGAGAUGAAUGUCAAGAUGCUGGACUUUGAGACGUUCUUGCCUAUCCUGCAACACAUUUCCCGCAACAAGGAGCAGGGCACCUAUGAGGACUUCGUGGAGGGCCUGCGUGUCUUUGACAAGGAGAGCAAUGGCACGGUCAUGGGUGCUGAGCUUCGGCACGUCCUUGCCACCCUGGGAGAGAAGAUGACUGAGGCUGAAGUGGAGCAGCUGUUAGCUGGGCAAGAGGACGCCAAUGGCUGCAUCAAUUACGAAGCCUUUGUCAAGCACAUCAUGUCAGGGUGAAGCAGAGUCUUCCAGGUGCCUGGCCCUUGGCCUUAGCCAUACCAGGGUGAGUUAGAGAGAGGCCCUGGAUGGGUGAGCUGAGAUGGAGUCCUCGACUUAUCACCACACCACUGCCCCAAGGAGCUUACAGGCCCUCCCUGUUAAUAAACAGCUCUAAUAUGGCCAGGCUAGGCUCUGGAAUUCUGA
Molecule: messenger RNA, 1246 nt
Organism: Pongo pygmaeus (Bornean orangutan)
Lineage: Eukaryota; Metazoa; Chordata; Mammalia; Primates; Hominidae
Gene: MYL4
Product: myosin light chain 4
Exons: 9
Coding region: 377-1060 (227 amino acids)
Biological process (GO): cardiac muscle contraction
Cellular component (GO): A band; myosin II complex
Molecular function (GO): calcium ion binding; actin monomer binding
Source: RefSeq, a predicted model, not a curated record